AUGGACUGCUUUGUAAUGCAGGAGGUGCGAUAUGGUACCCAUAUGCUGGCGGUUGAAGAUGAUGACUGGUGGCUAGAGACUCGUCAGAGGUUGGAGGCUGCAGGUGAAGUUAUCACUUGGGAUUUAUUCCGUAGGGGGUUUCUGAGGAGGUACCCUAAAGAUGUCUGCAUGAAGAAGGAGAUUGAAUUUCUCGAACUGAAGCAUGGAAAUUUGUCGGUUAUGGAGUACGCUGCUAGGUUCGUGGAACUAGAAAAGUUAUAUCCUCAUUAUAACGAGGCAACUGCUGAGUUUUCCAAGUGUAUCAAAUUUGAGAACGGGUUAUGCCCAGAGAUCAAGAAGGAAAUUGGAUACCAGGAGAUUCGUAAUUUUCCAUAUUUAGUAGAUAGUUGCAGAAUUUAUGAGGAAGACAAUAAUGCUCAUUAUAAGAUUAUAAAUAAGAAGAGGGGUAAGCAGCAACAAAACUGUGGGAAGCCUUAUGAUGCUCCAACUGGGAAGGGCAAACAGAAAGUUGCUAAGGGUAAUAGGACUAGUGGGGGAGAUGCUCAUACUGGUAUUGUGUGUUUCAAAUGUGGGAAGUCGGGUCAUAAAAGUAAUGCAUGUACUGGUGAUGUGAAGAUGUGUUUACGUCGUGGUAAAGUCGAGCAUGAAGUAGCUGAUUGUAAGCACAAAGAAGUAAUUUGCUUACUGUGGCGAAGAAGGACAUAUUAG
This is a messenger RNA of Vicia villosa (hairy vetch), 708 nucleotides long. RefSeq lists its product as uncharacterized. The transcript has a single exon. The record is from RefSeq and is a predicted model, not a curated record. Lineage: Eukaryota; Viridiplantae; Streptophyta; Magnoliopsida; Fabales; Fabaceae. The coding region runs from base 1 to 708 and encodes 235 amino acids. Gene Ontology annotation, molecular function: zinc ion binding; nucleic acid binding.